Ctenocephalides felis (cat flea) is the source of this 1623-nucleotide messenger RNA. RefSeq names its product zinc finger protein 286A-like. Bases 184 to 1623 code for a protein of 479 amino acids. The record is from RefSeq and is a predicted model, not a curated record. Gene Ontology annotation, cellular component: nucleus. NCBI's taxonomy places the organism in Eukaryota, Metazoa, Arthropoda, Insecta, Siphonaptera, Pulicidae. The transcript is spliced from 3 exons.
GAUUAGGUAAAAAUUAAGUAUUGUUAUAUUGAAUUUGUGCUUGAUAAAUAUUUAUGUGAUAAAAUUAUUUAUGUAAAGAAAGAAAUAUAUACGCUAAUUUUAUAGAUUUACAAUAUAAUAAAUUAUAAAGGUUUUUAAACAAAUUUUAUUUUGUAUUGGAAGUGAUAUAAAUGUGUCAUAAUCAUGGAUUAUAUGCAAGGGCUUGGACUUAAUAUUGAUACUGUAAUGACAGAUGAACUUAAAUCCCGACUUGAACCUACUCUGAAAGAUAAUUAUACUAAUAGUUUCAAAUUAUAUUGCAAAGAUAGCAUGAAUGAUAUAUCAUCUGCCGAUGACUACUCUCCAGCGCAACUGAUGAGACAUAAUUUAAAAUAUUCACUGGACUUCUUUAGGAACAGUAUAGAUACACCAGAAUCUCAUAUUAACGAUAAAGAAGAUGGAAUACAAAAUCUACAAGUUGUAAAUAUAUGUUAUCUUGAAAAAUCAAAUUUUAAUAGUGUUAAAGAAUCCAAUUUUCUACAUGUCAGAGAAAAUUUUAGUAACUUGUUGGAAGAAUCUUGUAAUAAUAAAAUUAAUUCAAGUACAUGUAAUCAGAAAAUUUCUGGUAUUGAUAAUGAAAGUUGUGCAAAUGUGGAAAAUACUAGUGAUAAACUCGAAUCUUCCGAAGAUGAAGAAAAAAAUUUAGAAAGAUUACUGGAACCAGACGUUAUAAUUUAUGAAAGCAAGUCUGAUAAUUCUACAAAUAAAGAAUGCAGUAAAACUGUUGUAAAUGAAAAUCAAGGUAAAACUCUUGAAAAAGCAAAUGCAGAUAUUCCUCAGGACCUUACGAUUAAAAAUAGUGAAGAAAUAACUCCUAAAAAGCCCAAAAUACGUGAGAAAACGCACGAAUGUAACAUUUGUCAAAAAGCCUUUAUGACCAAACUUCAGUUAACGGAUCACAUAAGAACCCAUACUGGAGAACGCCCUUAUACUUGUAAAUUAUGUAACAAAUGUUUCACUCAUUCAAGCACAUUAUCAAAACAUUCUCGUACACACACCGGUGAGCGGCCCUUUGUGUGCAGCAUUUGUCAUAGAGCAUUUGCCCAAAGUGGUCAUCUGACUUCUCAUGUGAGGGAAACACAUUCUGGUGAAAGGGCGCAUAAGUGCAAGUAUUGUGAUAAGGCAUUUGCCAGGAGUAAUGCGCUGACUGUUCAUAUGCGUCUACAUACUGGUGAAACUCCUUUUAAAUGUGAUUCAUGUGAAAAGGUAUUCAAAUCCAAUGGGGCUUUAGUAACACAUGCACUCACACACAACAAUGAAGACGAAAUGGACACUGAUGGACCUCUGUUGAUGUUUGAAGAUAAAAUCCAGCUGCUAUUAGAGAAUGAAGUUACACAUAAUUCUGAAGAAAGAAUUAAUUCCAAUGGAGCUUUAACGGCUCACAAUGUCACAUUUACUCCUGAAGGCAAAAUGAAACUCACAAGUGGACCUUUAUUCACACAUGAUAUUAUAAAUACCGAUAGUGAUAAACUUAAAUCUUUAAUAACACAUGAAAUAGCUCUGGCAGCUGAAGAUACUUUCAGAGCUAAUUAUAUUCAACAUGUUGUUACGCAAACUACUCAAAAAGAACUAUCAUUAGUUUAA